Messenger RNA from Pararge aegeria (speckled wood butterfly), 1023 nucleotides. Its product is annotated as transcription factor Sp9-like. Gene Ontology annotation, molecular function: RNA polymerase II cis-regulatory region sequence-specific DNA binding; DNA-binding transcription factor activity, RNA polymerase II-specific. The transcript is spliced from 2 exons. The record is from RefSeq and is a predicted model, not a curated record. The coding region runs from base 1 to 1023 and encodes 340 amino acids. NCBI's taxonomy places the organism in Eukaryota, Metazoa, Arthropoda, Insecta, Lepidoptera, Nymphalidae. Gene Ontology annotation, biological process: regulation of transcription by RNA polymerase II.
AUGCAAUACGUGGAUCCGCCCGCGCAACAGAUGAUGAAUGUAAUGAGCGGCUACGCUUGUGGCUACGGCCGUAGCGAUGCACUAUCGCCAGCGUCCGAUUUGUCAUCAUGCAGUAGUGCUUCUUCGGGUGCUUGGUGCGGCACUGCAUGGCGAGAGUUACCGCCUUAUCCACAAUACACCCCGUAUUGGCCACCAACGACCGCCACCGCCACAGAGGACGCCCGCGAAUUACAGAGGCGAUGCGCGAAGUGCCGUUGUCCGAACUGCUUGACUGAAGCCGCAGGUUUUGGACCUAACUACGGCAAGGAUGGUGCGAAACGUGAACACGUUUGCCAUGUCCCCGGUUGCGGCAAAGUUUAUGGAAAAACAUCGCACUUAAAGGCCCAUCUCCGUUGGCAUACCGGUGAGCGCCCCUUCGUGUGUAACUGGCUGUUUUGUGGAAAACGUUUCACACGUUCCGACGAAUUGCAGAGACACCUGCGCACCCACACCGGAGAAAAGCGAUUCGCGUGUCAAUUGUGCACGAAACGUUUUAUGCGCUCCGAUCAUCUAGCGAAACAUGUGAAAACUCACGCUAACGUGACGAGAAAAUCGAAGAAAUCUAAAGAGGACGAUAAAGCUGAUUCGCCGAAACCUAGUGAGGAAAAAGUUGAUCAAAAGCAGCCGCUAAACGAAGUUUCUAUUCCGCAUUCAGUGUCAAUCGGGAGUUCUAACUUUGGAACAGUAAAUACUGCGCCAAAGCAGAUGCUGAAUUAUGCUACAGUGGCACCUCAAAUGAUGCACGGUACUCCAGCUAGUUAUAACAACAGUGCUGUGUUUGGAAGUGGUAGUGUCAUUUACGGAAGCGGUUGGUGUCCGGAGGUACGUCAGGAGUCUUACUACGCUCGUCCGCCUGCAAGAGACCCCCGGUUCUACCAACAAUACGCUUCACCGCUUACGGCGUACCAGUGCGGUUCGAAGGACAACUACACCAUGUUCCAAGGACAUUAUAACUUACAGCCGCCGGUAGCGAUUGGGCAAUAA